Molecule: messenger RNA, 1352 nt
Organism: Paramecium octaurelia
Lineage: Eukaryota; Ciliophora; Oligohymenophorea; Peniculida; Parameciidae
Source: the annotation of a GenBank genome assembly
AUGGAUAACAACUAGCAGGUUAACUUUCUGGAGGACCAAGAACAAUUUUAUGAAAAUAAUGAAUAUGAAUAGACUAUGGGAAGAUAAUUUGAAUCAGUCGUUGUCAUUAAAGAUGAAAAAGGUGAAGUACAAAAGAAAUACACAUUGACAAUUCAAAUAAUUAAAGCAAGUUACUUGUCUUCCAUAUUUGUUUAGAUUACCAAAAGCCUUACUUGGGAGGAUUAAAAAAUAAGAAGUCUGGUGCUUUAUUACAUCAUGCAUUUGCUCAAACUGACUAAUAUCGUAGAGAGCAUAAGGAAAAAAAUCAUAGAGACACACAAACCCAUUUUGAAUCCACAAAAUCAACUAUAAUGAUGAGAGAAUUUGGUACUUAAAUGGAAAAGGAGGAUCUAUUCAUUGAUUUAAGAAAUGAUAGAACUUUUGAACCAAAAUUGUAACAGUUGUCUAAAACUUCUUAGAUAUUUUACAAGUGAAAUGUGGGAAGAACGAAGAGAAGAAGCUGCUUUAUUUAUUUAACGAUUAAUCAGAGGUUGGUUUGCCAGGAGAAGAACUAAUGCUUUGAGACAAAAAAAGCAGUAAUUACAAAAUGAAUAAUUGGAAAAAGAAGAGGAUUUUAGAAGACAAGAAGAAGUCAGACAUAAAAAAGAAAUAGAAAGAAGAACCAAUCCCAGAACCAAAGAAGAUUUCCAAAUUUUAUAUGAGGAAUUAGAAGUAUUUGCUAUUCAUCUAUAAAAAUCAGCUUUGGAGAACAACUGAAAUUGCGAGAAUCAAAUCUUCUGCCAUGUCUGAGGAGGAGAAGAGGGCAGCUCUUAAAUAAGUCUUAAAUAAGGAAACAGACUUACUGUAAACUAUUGACAGAUUGAAGAUUAUAGCUAAUCAAAAGAACAAGGAUGAGAAGAUCAAUAAAUUCUUGAAAUCUAUCUCAGAUCCUAAAAAAUGGUUAAGGAAAUCUGAUGGUAGAUUCACUGAAGUCCACACUCUCUAUACAACAAGAGCUAGAGAAUUGAUGGACAUCUAUAAUGGUACAAACUCUUUUUCUAUUUUCUAGGUUUAAAGCAAAGAAAACUUAGUUUAGAUGAAAGACUUGACAUUCUUGUUAAUACAAAAUGGACAGUAAAAGAAUGGGAUUGCAAUUUGACAAGGGAAAUAGUUGAUUUAAUAGAUAGAGAAGCAGAUAUGUUAAAUAGAGGUAGACCAGAACCUUCUUUGGAGGGUUUAAGACAAAGACUAUAGAAUUUGUUUCUGUAAUUCAUAGAAACACCAGAAUUUAAUCCAGAAGCAGCAAGAUUUUAGAAAAUCCCAUACGAAAUUCUAAAAUCCACUUCUUGAUCAAUAUCAAACACCAAAAGAGC